Molecule: messenger RNA, 2540 nt
Organism: Paramisgurnus dabryanus
Lineage: Eukaryota; Metazoa; Chordata; Actinopteri; Cypriniformes; Cobitidae
Gene: twist3
Product: twist3
Biological process (GO): developmental process; regulation of transcription by RNA polymerase II
Molecular function (GO): RNA polymerase II transcription regulatory region sequence-specific DNA binding; DNA-binding transcription factor activity, RNA polymerase II-specific; protein dimerization activity
Source: RefSeq, a predicted model, not a curated record
CUGACCCAGAGAUAUACUGACAGAAGUUUAGAGAGACGGAUUAGGACGGAUGAACGAGCACGGAUGAACGGCCGUAUAAUCGCUCCGAUUUUGAGUUAGAAAAAGCCUUAUUAUUUACUUGUUUUUUUGUUUUGACUUGCUUGCCUGCUGAAGAUUUCGUGAUAAAAGAUUUGAGAGUAGACGCACAGGAUCGAUAAGUAAGUGCCAUGAGAGAGGAACAGUCUUGUAGUGACUUUCCUGAGGGUGGGGUCCUACCCAACGACGAGGAGCAAGACCGUCGGGCCAACAAGUGUCCGGUCGUCGUAGCACCACCGACGGGGGCUCGAAAGAGGGUGACAGGUCCCAAAAAAGAGCCUGGCGGUCUGUUACUGCAAGAGGACAAAACGUCUCCCGAAGGCCCAUCCACGAUCGCUCCCAAAAGACCCAAGAGGAACUCUCCCGCUUCUUCGUCGACAUCUUCCUCUUCUUUAGUGCCCGUCGUAAGCGCCGUGUCGCCCCUACCCGGACAGCCGUUCGAAGACCUGCACACGCAACGGGUGAUCGCCAACGUACGAGAGCGCCAGCGCACGCAGUCCCUAAACGACGCUUUCGCCUCGCUGCGGAAGAUCAUUCCCACCCUGCCCUCGGACAAACUUAGCAAGAUUCAGAUCCUCAAGCUGGCUUCGCGUUACAUCGACUUCCUCUACCAGGUGCUCCAGAGCGACGAGAUGGACGCCAAGCUGGCCAGCUGUAACUACCUGGCCCACGAGAGACUGAGCUACGCCUUCUCUGUCUGGAGGAUGGAGGGUGCUUGGUCCAUGUCCGCCACCCAUUAAACUCCCAUCUGUUCCUAACCCUACCGUCCGAAACUUCCACCCCAACCCCGGCCUCUGAACUCUGAAUCUUGCCAGAGAGAAACUGACUCUUAUUAGACCCGUCAUUGCCUUUUCCCUGAUUUAACCACAGCCGUAUGACCCCUGACCUCUGACCUCAACACUCAUCUUUUCUGUUUUUCUCAACACAACCCUCCACAGUAUUUCAGUUAUCCCUGAGGACAUUACACUUCAACUACAAAAGCCAAAAAUUCUUCCGGAGCUAGACAACAAUGUAAAAGAAAGCUAAACACUCGGACAUCAGUCUUUGCUAUUGUGAGAAAUAAACAUAUGUAGAAUGAGAUUAUUCUGCCAAUGACUCUGGAAAUGAUUCAGACCUUGAUGGAUUUUUGCUCUGGAUUGACGGAAGCAGGCAGUGACUUUGAUGAUCAUCUAUAACUGCACCUGAAUAAACUCUUCCACUGCAUAUAUUCUCUGUUAUAACAAUCAGAUCAUUUAUGCUGUAUAUUUGCUUAAAAUACUGCCUCUGUGACAGUGUUGCAAUUUUGUUAUGGUAUACGCUUUUAUUAAAUGUAUAAAGGUUGAUGUAAGGAUCAUUAUAAAACAUCUCAGUGAAUAACUCAUUAUGCAUUAUUUGUGGAUGCAUAUCAUUAGUAGAACGGUUACUUUAUAUGUACAGAGCAAUAAAACAAUUCAAAACAGAAAUAUAUAACGAUAAUUUCGAUAAUAAAAACAACGAUAAUUUCAGAGUGAAAUGCGGAAAAUCAUUAUGAAGCAAUAGAGAAGAUGAAGACGUUUAAGACUGCAUCAGGAUUUAGACGCUGCUAAUAAAGACAAAAUAUUGACGUCUAAAUUUGGGCAGCACAUAAACUUGAUUUUUUGCUUUUAUGUCUGCUUGGCAAGAAAUAAGAAAGUUGCCAAACCGUAAACGUGCCAUAUUCUGUGUGUUAUUAGGUAAAACAGUUAGAAAACACAGAACUGUAUUGUAUGUUGGACUGACACGAGGUCAGCUUAAAGUCUCAUAAAAAUUUCACUCAUUCAUUUAAAUCUUCAUCAUGAUCUUAAUCAGUCAAUAUUAAAGAUAUCAAUGUUAUAUUUAAACAGAAUGUUCUUUAAAUUUAUAGGAUGACUUUAUGUUGAAAACAGUCAAUCACAGUCAACUAAAGCUGAAGUUUUAGUCACAAUGGGAAGAAAUGAUGAUGCUGUGGUUUACUUGUGUUUUAAAAUCAUUUAAUCGCCCUCAUGUUGAUCUAAACCUAUACGACGUACUGACUUGCAUGAAACACAAGAGGAGAAAUUUUGAACGAUGUUGCACUUUUUUAAACAAUGAAAGUAAAUGGGCAUUUUCUUCACAACAUCUCCACAUUCUUAUUAAAUGGGUUUGAAACAUUAAAGAAAAUGGCACAAUUUUAAAGUUUAGUUUUUUUUGACAGAUAUGAGAGGAGCACAAGUUGUACAGUAUGUUGUUACUGUAAAUUCAUGCUUGUAUUAAGUUAUGUCCUUCAUACUUUCUUCAUUUAGAGACUGCCAUUGUUUUGAAAACUACAAAAUGUGGGUAUUACCACAUUACCACAGUUUUAUUGUAGUAGCGAUAGCUGUGGUUACUGCUGUAAUUUCUGGCAGAAACUAAGUUACCAUAGUAUAUUUUAAUAACGCUGUGUUACAAAUGAAAAGAACAUGUUGUAGAUAUGUCCGAUGCCUACAAAUAAAAACUCUUUUUUUUCCACA